This is a messenger RNA of Morone saxatilis (striped sea-bass), 2143 nucleotides long. RefSeq names its product cleavage and polyadenylation specific factor 6 (gene cpsf6). The record is from RefSeq and is a predicted model, not a curated record. Gene Ontology annotation, biological process: mRNA alternative polyadenylation. Lineage: Eukaryota; Metazoa; Chordata; Actinopteri; Moronidae. Gene Ontology annotation, cellular component: mRNA cleavage and polyadenylation specificity factor complex. Gene Ontology annotation, molecular function: mRNA binding.
UGUUGCUCUGCACCGCCGGGCGGAGAGAGCGACGGGUCAGAGGAAAAUGGCGGACGGUGUGGAUCACAUCGACAUCUACGCCGACGUAGAGGAGGAAUUUAGCCAGGAAGCCGACUACCCAGUUCACGAGCAGAUCGACCUGUAUGAUGAUGUAAUAUCCCCAUCAGCCAACAAUGGCGAUGCUCCAGAAGACCGCGACUACCUGGACACACUGCCUGCACCAGGUGGCGCAGAGGGAGGAAAGAGUGCCCCACCCAACGUGGUGUACACCUACACAGGCAAAAGGAUUGCCUUGUACAUAGGAAACCUAACAUGGUGGACGACAGAUGAGGACCUGACAGAAGCCAUCCGGUCAGUAGGCAUCACAGAUGUGCUGGAGAUCAAGUUCUUUGAAAACAGAGCCAACGGCCAGUCAAAAGGGUUUGCGUUGGUGUGCGUGGGCUCAGAAGCAUCAUCCAGGAAGUUAAUGGAGCUGCUGUCAAAGAGGGAGCUCCAUGGUCAGAAUCCCAUCGUCACACCAUGCAACAAACAGUCCCUCAGCCAGUUUGAGAUGCAGUCACGCAAAAGUACCCAGUCAGGCCAGAUGUCUGGAGAAGGUAAAGCUGGUCCCCCUGGCGCUGGCCCUCGUGGAGGUUUCCCCAUGGGUCGAGGUAGAGGCAGAUUCCCUGGACCACCCGGUCCUGGAGGAGACCGCUUCCCUGGGCCCGUUGGGCCUGGCGGGCCGCCACCACACUUUCCUGGCUCGGGGAUGAGACCAGAUCUGAUUAGACACCAAGAUGGCCCUCUGAUGGAUAUGAGUUUCAAUCCCUUCCCGCCGGGGGGCAGGAACGGGAGCUGGCGUGGCAGAGGUGGGAUGCAAGGUCCCCCACGCGUUCUUCCCCCCACCUGGCAACAACAACAUGCCCCCUAAUGACAGCCGAGGGCCCCCUGGACCAAAUGACCCAUACGGACGGCCACCACCAUAUGAGAGAGGGGACUACGGUCCUGGAGGCCGGGAGAUGGAGGCCUCCCGGACACCUCUGAGUGAGGCAGAGUUUGAGGAGAUCAUGAACAGAAACAGAGCCAUCUCCUCCAGCGCGAUAUCUAGAGCAGUGUCUGAUGCCAGUGCAGCUGACUAUGGCAGUGCUAUAGAGACCUUGGUGACAGCCAUCAGUCUGAUUAAGCAGUCCAAAGUGUCAGCAGACGACCGUUGUAAGGUCCUUAUCAGUUCCCUGCAGGACUGUCUCCAUGGCAUUGAGUCAAAAAGCUACGGUUCCGCCUCCAGGCGAGAGCGCUCCAGGGAACGAGACCACAGCCGCUCCAGAGAAAAGAGCCGAAGGCACAAAUCCCGCAGUCGCGACCGGCACGAGGACUAUUACCGUGAACGCAGCCGGGAGCGUGACCGCCAUCGCGAGAGGGACCGGGACAGAGAUCGUGAGAGAGAGAGGGAGAGGGAGUACCGACACCGCUAGACGAUAAGGAAGCUAACGAGGCUCAAGGAUGGAUGGAAGGAAAAGGAGGGAGAAUUUCAGUGCGCCACCACCUCCCCACCCUGCAUGACCGGACAGGAUUACAACCACCACCUCUUCCUCCUCCUCCCCUCCAUCUCUCCUCUCCUCUCCGUCUCCACCCAUCCUUCUCUCUGUCUGUUCAUCUUGUCUGCCUGACUAAGAGCAGUGGAUGGAAGACCCUGACCUGUGUAAGGCUAUGUUAUCUAAACAUCUAUACUCAUGGUAACUAAAGAUGAAAGAAAAGAAACUUUCCAAACAGCUCUUUUAUUUUUACGAUGUUUUAUUUGACAUGAAGAUGACUACGUGUGAUGCUUUUUUGCAAAGAAACAAUAAAAUGGCCCACACAAUCCCCCACCUAGAAGACACAAACAUUACAUCCUAUUUUGUUUUUUAUUUUUCCUUGGCUCGCUGUACUGUGUACAUUCAGUUUAGAGAUCAGUUUUUAUAGGGUGCAUAUUUGAUGUUUUUUCCCUACCCCUCCCUCUCAUUCUCAUUUAUUCUUUUCAUGGUUAGUAUGUUUGUAAAUGUCUUUCUGCUUUUGAUUAAAAACUAGAUGGUGUUGUAAUAAAAAAUGUUUACUGAGGUACUCGAUGCAUUUGGUGAAUUCCUCUACAUGUUUGGCUCAUUUAUAUUAAAUGUAUAUUUUGGACUGC